CUCUUGCGUCUUCGUUCUGCUCAUUUGUCUUCCCAAAAUGGCAUCCCCAAAGCUCUUGACUGGCUUGCUGAUCGCCUUCCUGUCUUUUCCGUUUACUCAUGCUGGGCUAUGCAAGCCUAAGUCCUCUCAUUUUGUAUCUAUUUCCACUACUGUCGCUUCCGAGACGGCCUCCGGAGUCCUCAGUAGCAGCAUUGCAACAUCCACGGCUUCUUCCACUGAGGUCCUUAUCACUUCUACCGAGGAAUCGGCAACACUUUCUCUCAGCAUAUCUAUCUCGACUGCUACCAUCCAAAACGCAGAUACUACCACUACCUCAGAGACAACUGUGACGACCGAUUUCUCCUCAACCACUGGCUCUGAAACUUCAACAACCGCUGAAUCACCUGGCGCUUGCAGUACAUUAGGCCCGUUGCUCGAUCAGCGUUCUGUGACACCAUCAGACUUCCAGCUCGGAUUGGAGACUUGCGAUGGCUCAUAUGCAGGGGAUUACAGGGUGAGCGGCAGUGGUAAUGCUGGAGUGUAUCCUUGGAAAGCCAUCCAAGGCUCAGGAGAUGUGGCUACCCUCCAGAGUGAUGGUCAAUUAUCCUACAUCUCAGAACUUUAUGUUGCUGCUCAGGAACCUGGUUCGGAUGUCGUAUCUAUCAUAUCAAAGCUUGACUCGGAUAGGGCCAGCUGGACAAGGCUCACCUGUCAGGCAAUAACUGCUUCCAACAGCCUUAAGACUUACUUGACAUGCUUCGGGGAUGGGCCUCAGAACUCCAUCUUCCAGGUCUGCCAACCGAGCCUUAGUGAACUGCCAGGCGUGUUGAUCUCCUCAGCCGUCUCAGCGGGAUGCAUUCAAGCAAGGCUUGUUGUCCUCGAACAAAGCUGA
Molecule: messenger RNA, 871 nt
Organism: Fusarium redolens
Lineage: Eukaryota; Fungi; Ascomycota; Sordariomycetes; Hypocreales; Nectriaceae
Exons: 1
Coding region: 38-871 (277 amino acids)
Source: RefSeq, a predicted model, not a curated record